Ostrea edulis (European flat oyster) is the source of this 3255-nucleotide messenger RNA. RefSeq names its product small conductance calcium-activated potassium channel protein 2-like. The transcript has 2 exons. Gene Ontology annotation, biological process: potassium ion transmembrane transport. Gene Ontology annotation, molecular function: calmodulin binding; small conductance calcium-activated potassium channel activity. Gene Ontology annotation, cellular component: neuron projection; plasma membrane; neuronal cell body. Bases 587 to 2023 code for a protein of 478 amino acids. The record is from RefSeq and is a predicted model, not a curated record. Lineage: Eukaryota; Metazoa; Mollusca; Bivalvia; Ostreida; Ostreidae.
AUGCAACAGUGACAUCAAACACCUGAAUAUUGAAGAUGAAGUAGUAUUUAUUGUGCUUUAUUUUGAUUGCGGUGUUUUACUGUCAUAAUGGACUUCCUGGUUGUUACAGUGUACGAAACGUUCAAAUCUUUGAUUUACAAAAUAAGGGUUCCUGGAAUUGAAAAAAAAAAUCUGUUUCUCAUUUACAGUAUGAUAAUUGUUGUUCAAUACAGAACUAUUGAACAUGUUGCAAGACACUUGAGGGUAUAAAUCAAUGACGAAAAUUUCUAUUUCAUAGAGGAAAACAAGAUAUUGAUCUUUAAAACGCUCAGAUUAAAGAAUAGAAGUAUCAAUUCAAUGGCUACUUUUAGGUUUUGAUCUGAUGUUUUCAUAUACUAGCCUAUAUAUUGUAUAGAUAUUUUAUCGAAUUUCAUAUAUAAUUUUCCUGGGACCAGUUGGCGGUAAAUCAAAGCCUGUUCAGAUAUAGUAGGGCUUUAUUUAUUUAAUAGUCCAAUAGGCUGAGGAAACUCACCGGUUUCCAUUAGAGUGAGAUUAGGCUGUGAUUUUGUUAGGAAUCUUAUUAACACAUCGGACUCGGCAUUUGAAUAUGGAGAAGUAUUUGGAUACUCGACUUAGGAUUCGGGAAAUAUUCAGAUCAGCUAUAAAUAGAAUGAGUGGUAAUACUGUGGUGGAAGACCCGGGGAUACCUUUAGUGAACAGAAGAAACGGGAAAUACCACAAAUACGUGGAGGAGGACAUCCAAAGCACGAGUACUGGCACCACUGUCAUGUCGUCCAAAUUUGACAACAUCAGUUACCGUCUGAGUAGAAGGAAAGUUUUACUUCGUUACAGGACAAUCAUUGUCAACUUUGAGUUCUCUUGCGCCCUUUUAGGAAUCAUAUUCAUGCUGGUGGAGACUGAGCUAUUUUUCCAAGGCGUGAUUACCAAGUCUUCAGUUGUGUCUAUCGUUCUCAAGUCGUGUAUUUCCGUGACAACGCUCUUUCUUUUGAUCGGUGUUAUUGCGUACCAUAUAACUGGAAUACAGUUGUGUAUGACGGACAAUAGCUUAGAGGAUUGGAGGUUAGCCGUUACCUUUCCGUGGACGUACUUAAAAAUCUUACUUGAAAUAGGUGUUUGUAUCAUACACCCUAUUCCUGGGAACAUUUCAGUUUCUGCAAUUGAUCCCAAUGGAAAAUCCAUGGAUGUUUCCAUUGACGCCAUCUUGUCGAUUCUCAUGCUAAUGAGAGUGUAUUUGCUAAGUAAAUUCAUGGUGGUUCAUAGCAAACUAUUAACAAGUACGGCCACACAAAGCUUAGGCGCUUUGAACAAGGUAAAAAUAAAUUCAACAUUUGUAUUCAAGGCACUAAUGUCUUCAAUGCCAGGAACGGUACUGGUAGUGAUAAUGCUUGCCAUUUUGGUCGUAAAUUCUUGGGCCAUGCGCACAUGCGAAGCAUACUACCACCCAGACGCCAAAAAUUCUAAUUUCUUUAAUGACAUGUGGAUGAUUGCAAUAACUUUCCUAACAGUGGGUUAUGGAGACUUGUAUCCCAAUACUUACUGCGGGAGAUUCGUUUCCGUAGCAACGGGUUUAAUGGGCGUUGGAACAACGGCUCUUCUUGUCGCUGUUCUUGCGCAGAAAUUGGAGCAAUCACGCGCAGAAAAAUACGUCCACAAUUUUGUCACCAGGGCACAAUUGGACAAAGAGAGAAAAAUCGCCGCAGCUGACACGAUCAAAUACGUACUACAGUUAUGGAGAAUGAAGAAGAAUAAUGAGAAUAAUAGUCGAAAACGAAUUCGAUUACACGGGAAGUUGCUGCAGGCAAUAGCUGCUAUGAGGGAAGCGAAGAAUGAGAAGGCUUCUAUAGGGGAAACUGCGAUUGGGUUUAUUGAAAUUGCAAAAAGUGUUAAUGACAUCGUGGAUCUUUCAGAGUCGCUUCAGGAAACUCAAUCUGAACUUCAAAUAAAAAUGUCAGAUAUGGACUCCACAAUGAAGGAAAUGCAGACUAAAAUGGAUGCCAUUUACAGUGCAGUCGUGAAACGAUGACCAAGUGAUCAGUUAGUCACUUGACGAGCCGUUAUUACUUAUCGGGUGGUGGUGAAAAUGUCUGUUUUUAAAGUAAUGCUAACUUUACUAACAAACAAGAGUGAUUUCCACGUGUAUCGUUCAUUAGUACAUCUUUGCUGUCGCCGUUUAUGCGCCGUAAGCUUCUAGGUGCUUAAAUGGAACGUCAAUAUUCAUUGCCAUUUGAACUGAAUUUUUUUCUUCUUCAUUCUAUAAGCCCUGAUAAUAGAAUUUAAACAGAGAUUUGAUAUGUAUGUAAUUUGGAAUGUUUUCUCUUCAUUUUUAAGCCAUGUUAAUAGAAUUUGAACAGAGAUUUGAUGUAAGUAAUUUGGAUUUAGACAUACUAGGGAAACCAAUAGUGUGUUUAUAUGAGAUAUCAACGAUGUUUUCUGUAAAGUUGCUUAAAAACAGGUUUGACCGCUUAUUGUAAGACUGUUUAAUGGACAUAUUGAUUGCAAGAUACAUGUAAGUCUAUUGUGAGUGUUAGUAUAUUAAUUCGCGUAGUCCUCGGAUAUUGUUUCAUAGUCCCAUAUUGGGCCCAAAAUGUACGACUAAAUGUAGAGACGAAUAAACUGGUGAUACAGAAAAAGACAAAUCUUCUGGGGGGUUUUCUCUCCUUUUGAAAGUAGGAAAUAACAAAAUAUUCCCUCAAAGCAUCUUAUUGUGUGAAACAAAGGAUAUUGAAUCAUGAAUAUUUUUCAGUAUGCGAUUGGCUUUUUAUAUAUAUAUAUAUAUAUAUAUAUAUAUAUAUAUAUAUAUGCAUGAAUUAAUAUGCGUCACAUCAAUAUCAAAUAGUAGCAUGGCGUUCAUUAAGAUUAUUCAUAUGUAGAGCUGUAGAGUUGGACAAAAACGUGUGUAUUUCCAUUUGAUGAAACCACAGGGACAAUUCCAUAAGCAGUCCGAGGCAAAAUGACACGAGUGUAAACUUCUCGCCAAAAUACCAAACCGUUGUACAUUUCUUACCAUUAUCGCCGUAUAUUACCAGUGCAGGGGCCCAUAGUAUAGGAACUCGUGUGCUAUAAUCUUACUUUGAUGUCACAGGCUGUCAAUAGAAUAAGCUUAUAUAGUAUACAUUAUUGCUGAUUUUUAUUAUGAAAUGUCGUACUCCCGAUUCAUGAAACACUGUCUUUUCUAAUAAGUACAUGCUACCUGGUAUUUUAUGCGCAAUAGGCGAUUGUUUUAUUUAUAUUUGAUGCCAAUAUAAUGCACAAGUG